GCAAUUCAUUACGUAAUUAAUGUUACAUUUGUUUGUCAAACAAACGCCACGUUUUGCAGACAUAUUAGUGAAUAUAUUGUAGUAAAGCAUUGAAUACUAUUGUCAAUCAAUUGUCAAUUAGUGGCCAUUGAUUGAUGCCGUCGAUUACCGAUAUGGACUCAAAAGUGAAGCCCUCAUGGGCUGACCAGAUGGAUGAACAUCUUGACUUAGACGCCACCGACACAUUGCCGCAGCCAACGGAAGUGAUUAAUGGUAACAACAAAGUGGUGACUGAAUACAAGAUUAAUGAAAACGGAAAGAAAGUGAAGAUUGUUAGGUAUUAUAAGAUUGAGAAGAGGAAAGUCCCGCCGAGUAUUGCCCGACGCAAGAAUUGGACAAAGUUUGGUCUGUCAUCCAAUGACUCUCCCGGACCCAAUCCGGCCACGACUAUCAUUUCCGAAGAUAUUUUCAUGCAAUUUGUUGGCAAUCGCGACGACCAGAAUUUAGGUGCAGACGGUGAAGACGAUGCGCUAAAGAAGUUGCAGAACACUGGUAAAGGAAUGGUUCAAUGCAGACAUUGCGGAAUGGAUCAUUGGUCACUUAAAUGUCCGUAUAAGGAUAAGUUAGGCCAACUUAAUAAAGACUUACCACAACCUGAAGCUAAUGGUGCUCAGGAUAGGACUACUAUCGAUGAAAAGGGCAAACAAGCUAAAUAUGUUCCGCCAAAUAUGAGAGAAGGCGGUAAUAAACGCGGAGAAACAAUGGCCAGUCGUACUAAGGAUGAGGCCAACACUAUUCGUGUAACAAAUCUUCCCGAAGAGAUUCAAGACCAAGAUUUGAAGGAACUGUUCGCUCCAUUCGGUCGAGUGCUCCGAAUAUUCUUAGCUAAAGACAAGUACACGGGUCAGUCAAAGGGCUUUGCAUUUGUCAGUUAUGAGCGCAAGGAAGAGGCGGCCAAAGCUAUCCGAGCUGUUAAUGGUUACGGUUAUGCAAAUCUCAUACUGAAUGUCGAAUGGGCUAAACCUUCAAACAAUUGAUUUUAUUGAUUAUAAUAUUUAGUAAAUGUAAUCAUAAAUAAAAUAAUAAAUUCAAUGUAUACCUAAUGUU
Messenger RNA from Oppia nitens, 1086 nucleotides. Its product is annotated as eukaryotic translation initiation factor 3 subunit G-like. Gene Ontology annotation, molecular function: RNA binding; translation initiation factor activity. Bases 135 to 1016 code for a protein of 293 amino acids. NCBI's taxonomy places the organism in Eukaryota, Metazoa, Arthropoda, Arachnida, Sarcoptiformes, Oppiidae. The record is from RefSeq and is a predicted model, not a curated record. Gene Ontology annotation, cellular component: cytoplasm; eukaryotic translation initiation factor 3 complex. The transcript is spliced from 2 exons.